AUGAUCUCCACUCUACAAAGACACGUCCCUCUUCCGCUCUCACCGCCAGCUUCUCCCCCAUCCCCUCGGACAACUGCAAUUACUCCAAGCCAGACGGCCAAGACGUCACCAACAAUUGUCAGACCUGCACCGAAGCUCGCAUCGACGAGCAAAGCACAGAUGCGCAAGAAAGGUCGACGGAACAAUUCGACGCAAAAGAAGAACCUGGACGGGUCGUCCUUGUCCACGGCCGACCCGCCUCCCCUCGAUCUCAAUCAAUCUUGUUGUGACGAAGACCAUUCAUUGGUUUCUUAUCCGGAUCGGCCCCCUACACCACCACAUGCAUCGUGCUCUUCCAAGUGCUCGAGGUUCGAUUACACCCGUAUCGCUUUGACGCGGGAAAACUACGAACACAUCUCCGCCCUCCUCUGGGCGCUGAUCGAGACGGACAUGAGGGCUGUCAUGCAGACACAAAGUACCUCGGGAGCGUUCAUCAGUGAAGUUUCUUCAGAGCUCCCUUCCCGGAAGUCUAUCGAAGUCGACCCGAACUCCUCGAUUGUUCACGCGCUGCGACACCGUUACCUUCAUCUACCCCCACCAUCGGCCAUGUCGACGAGGACGAGAAAAGGAGAGAAAUUAUCUGGAUUCGAUCAUCGGGAGUUAGGGUUUACCACCAAUCACGUGGGGUGUCAGUUGAGAGCUUGCGCGGUCAAGCGGGCGAGCAUGUUUGACAAGCUGCUCGAGGCCGAGUACCGGUCGGUGCCUAUCAUGGUGCAUGUUCAGCCAGAGUUGAUCGGGAAAGCGCCGCUCAGGCCAUUCAACCUGGAUCUCCAUAACUCGUCCGGGUCUUCUUCCCUUGUUUCUACUCGAGCGUGA
Filobasidium floriforme is the source of this 855-nucleotide messenger RNA. RefSeq lists its product as uncharacterized. The transcript is spliced from 3 exons. NCBI's taxonomy places the organism in Eukaryota, Fungi, Basidiomycota, Tremellomycetes, Filobasidiales, Filobasidiaceae. The record is from RefSeq and is a predicted model, not a curated record. The coding region runs from base 1 to 855 and encodes 284 amino acids.